Messenger RNA from Mycena citricolor, 1082 nucleotides. Lineage: Eukaryota; Fungi; Basidiomycota; Agaricomycetes; Agaricales; Mycenaceae. The record is from the annotation of a GenBank genome assembly.
GAUCCUGCUGUCUACCGCACUCUCACAACGAGAAUGUCAGCGACUGAUGAAUCAAAUCUGAAGCGCCAGAGGGCUAACGGCAACGAAAUCUGGAGUGCGGAGAGCUCGGUGGCCCAGAAUUACGACCAAGGUGUGGUCGAUGGCUGGAGGAGCGAGAUGUAUGGCUUGCUGAUCUUCGCUGGCCUCUUUUCCGGCGUCAUCGCAAUGUUCAUGACCGAAAGCCACAAGAUGCUGAGCCCCGACUCGGGCACUCAGACCCUCGCGCUGCUCAGCGAGAUCACACAGCUGCUCGCGGGUAUCGCCAACGGCACAGCGACCAUGGCCGCAGCUCCGCCCGCCCCUGCUUUCUCACCUUCGUUCUCUGCCCUCCUCUGCAACUCCCUCUGGUUCGCCAGCCUCGCACUGAGCUUGGCGUCCGCGCUGGUCGCCAUACUGGUAGAGCAAUGGGCACGGGAGUACCAACACGGGACCUCGGUGUUCCCCUCCCCUCCCCUCCUAGCCCGCGCUCACACGUAUCUGUACCCUAGUCUCCGACGCUUCGAUAUGCAUGCCGCCGUCGGCAUUCCGCUGGUGCUCUUGAAUGGAGCUCUGGCCAUGUUCUUGGCCGGCCUGGUCGCAUUCCUCGCGCCAUCAAUGCCAUGGUCUUGAUUCUGUCAUCCGUACUUGUACUACUCUUUGUAUCACUCGAUGGAGCAUUCACUGUGUUCCCUUUGUUCUUCUACGACAGCUUGUACCACAAUUCACUUUCCCGGAUCCUUUGGUUGCUGAAUGAGAGCUUGGGAAAGCAACGUUGGACACCAAGUCUCUUUCGUGGGCCAUACGCUCCAUAUACGAUGAUAACGAACUUGGGACUUCCUGCAGGGAAUCAUCCAGGCCUGUUGGCGGAUGUGGACUGCGGGCUCCAAAGAAUCGCCGUUGAAGCUAUGUAGCCAUGAGGUUUGCACGCCUUUGAUGGGGACGAGCAUGUGGAUCCUUCAUGAGGCUCAGAGACGCACUCGAUACACGUUACGAGGCCACAUUUCGCCCGAAAUCCACGAGCAGCUGGGUGCUCCAGGCUGUUUGCUUGUUCUUGAUCAGCUCUC